This is a messenger RNA of Nymphaea colorata (pocket water lily), 1364 nucleotides long. RefSeq names its product protein STRICTOSIDINE SYNTHASE-LIKE 10-like. The transcript has 3 exons. The coding region runs from base 1 to 1290 and encodes 429 amino acids. Gene Ontology annotation, biological process: biosynthetic process. Gene Ontology annotation, molecular function: strictosidine synthase activity. NCBI's taxonomy places the organism in Eukaryota, Viridiplantae, Streptophyta, Magnoliopsida, Nymphaeales, Nymphaeaceae. The record is from RefSeq and is a predicted model, not a curated record.
AUGGUGUCCUUUCGCGACUCCUUUAUUGCUUCUGAGCAAAACUGUGUGGAGUUUGCCGGGAUCGUCGAGACGACGCCAUUUCCGAGGAGAGGUGAGAAAGAAGGGAGAGAGGGUGAAGAGAUUGGGAGAAAGAUGAGAUCGGGAAUCAUCGUCUCCGCAGCCGCGCUUGCUUUCUUCUCCAUCUUUCUCACUCUAAACCCGGACAUCGGCCCUCCGCGGUCCUCCUCGACCGGAGCCGCCGCCGCCGCCGGGACUACGUUCGGGGGCCGUGCUCGCGACGUGCUGCACGGCGCCGAGCUCCUGCACCUCAACGGCACGACCGGCCCGGAGAGCUUGGCGUUCGACGCCGAGGGACGGGGGCCGUACACCGGCGUCGCCGAUGGCCGGAUUCUGCGUUGGGGAGGUGCGGCCCGUGGCUGGGAGGACUUCGCCACCGUUUCUCCUUAUUGGAACAGGGAAAGGUGUGAUCUGAAGGGGGAGGUGAUGGGGGAUGAGGAGGUGUGCGGGCGGCCGCUGGGGCUGCAGUUUCACGAGGCCACCGGCGACCUGUACGUGGCGGACGCCUACUUCGGCCUGCUGGUGGUGGGCGAGGGCGGCGGCGCUGCGACUCAGCUCGCCGUCGAGACCGACGGCGAGCCCUUCCGCUUCACCAACCAUCUCGACAUCGAUCAGGUCAACCAUACCAUUUACUUCACUGACUCGAGCUCGCGCUUUAGCAGAAGACAAUUUGCGAUGUUGGUCGCGAGUGGCGACAACAGCGGAAGGCUGAUGAGUUACGAUCCCAAGACAAAGGAAGUGAAGGUGCUGCUCAAGGGCUUGAAAUUUGCCAAUGGGGUGGCCUUGAGCAGAGACAGAUCCUUCAUACUCGUGACCGAGUCGAGUGGCUGCAGGGUCACAAGGCUCUGGCUCAAAGGUCCUAAUGCAGGGAAGACUGAUGUUUUUGCUCAUUUGCCUGGCUAUCCAGACAAUGUGAAGAGGAACUCAGCAGGGGAGUUCUGGGUAGCCUUGCACGGGAGGAAAGGACCUCUGUCAGUGGUGCUCCAGUAUGACUCUUGGUUGAAGAGAGCAAUCCUUAAGCUGCCAUUGAACUUCCAACGCCUGCACAAGAUGUUCAUGAGCAAGAGAUCCCAAGCUAUGGCCAUCAAGCUCAGUGAAGAUGGCGAGGUUUUGGAUGUCCUGGAAGACAGGGAAGGAAAGAGCCUGAGGUUUAUAAGUGAAGUAGACGAGUUCAAUGGGGACUUGUGGGUGGGCUCGGUGAUCAUGCCCUAUGCAGGUUUAUACAAGCUUUAGAUCCACAGAUGAAGCCCCAUGUGUGUGUUUGCUGUGAAAUUUCAUGUAUCACUAAUCAAAUGUUAGUUGUGAUC